Molecule: messenger RNA, 1527 nt
Organism: Aspergillus piperis CBS 112811
Lineage: Eukaryota; Fungi; Ascomycota; Eurotiomycetes; Eurotiales; Aspergillaceae
Product: major facilitator superfamily transporter
Exons: 5
Coding region: 1-1527 (508 amino acids)
Biological process (GO): transmembrane transport
Molecular function (GO): transmembrane transporter activity
Source: RefSeq, a predicted model, not a curated record
AUGCAGGCCUAUCUGCAAUACAGAAGAAUUCACCAAGCGGUUAAACUCCACAUUGAUGGAACUUCCAAAGAAGACGCUGCUGCAUUGGGUUCGUCCGAAAGCCAAGGAAAUGGUUCAAUUCGCAGCCAGCCGCUGUAUCAUGACAUUCCACCAGAAAAUCCGACAGGAGUGCCCUCAGAAGAAAUCCGCGUUGCACAGUGGGAGGACUAUGAUUCCCAUUUGAACCCACGUAACUACAGCCCAUGGCGGAAGUCUGCGAUGACGGCUUUAGUGUCCUUGAUCGGGCUAUCGUGCACCGCCGCUUCCGCUAUCGAUUCAGCUGGCGUAUCUCAAUACAGUGAAUAUUUUGGGGUCUCUACAGUGGUUGGAUCUUUGACAACUGGUCUGUUCAUGAUUGGCUUUGGAAUUGGAUCUUUCAUUUCUGGGCCCUUUUCGGAGACAUUCGGCCGGAACAUGAUAUAUAUGGUGACCAUGGUGGUCUUCCUUAUUUGGAUUAUGGCGGCCGGACUCGCCCCGAAUAUCCAGAGUCAUCUCGUCUUUCGCUUUCUUGCGGGAUUAUUUGCUGCCACGCCCCUUACAUGUGUAGGGGGAACGGUCGCAGAUAUUUGGGACCCGCUGCAAAAAACAUACGGAUUUAUUAUAUAUACGAUUCCCGCAUUCAAUGGUCCUAUGAUUGGUCAGGUUAUCGGAAGUUAUAUCCCCAUGACAUUAGGAUGGCGCUGGCUGGAAUGGAUUAUGCUAAUCUUCGGAGGACUGAUGUUGACUGUUAUGAUAUUUCUGCAACAGGAAACACAUCAGGACCUCCUCUUAACCUGGAAAGCAUCAGCACUCAGAAAGUAUUCUGGCCAGGAGUGCUGGAGAGGGCCAAUGGAGAUACGCGAAGUUACUCUCUGGCAACGGCUAAAGAUUGCAAUUACUCGACCUUUCAUCUGGAUAAUGACUGAGCCCAUCAUUAUUCUUACGUCUCUAUAUCUUAUCGACAUCUAUCACUUUUCCCAGGGUCUGAACAAUGUUACUUGGGUUGCAAUGUUUAUCGGGUCGGCCAUGGUGAUUUUACAAGUCCCAUUCGUCUGGUAUGUUUCCAGAAAGCAGCAGGAAAGAAUAUCUCAAAUCCACCCUGAGACUCGAUUGUGGUACGCGAUGCUUGGUGGCGCGCCGGCUAUCCCGAUCAGUCUAUUUUGGAUGGCCUGGACGACCUAUAGCCAUAUUAGCGUCUGGAGCUCUAUUAUCGCGUCCGCAGUUUUCGGUUUUGGCAUAACAACCGUCUUCAUCAGCGCUCAUCUAUAUGUGAUUGACGCAUACGAGAAGGGUGCUGCAUCUGCCUUUGCCAUGCUUGUCAUGCCUCGAUACCUUGCAUCAGGUGGAAUUACAGUGGCAGGGGGCCCUAUUUAUUCCAGCAUUGGAGUUCACUAUACACUGAGCAUUCUCGGGGCGAUCAGCGCCGUCAUGGCUUUCGUUCCUUACAUUUUCUACUUCUACGGGCAUCACAUUCGGCGUGUCAGCCCACACGCAGUGGUCCAUGACUAA